AAUAUUCAGAACCAGGAAAACCAGAAAGAAAACUUGGACCAGAGGUUCCCCAGCCUCUUCAAGAAGGGCCGCAGGAAAACAGUUGUGAGGAACCUGGGGAAAAUGAUCUAUUACUCCAAGGUCAAGUUUAAGUUUCAGCACUGCCAGAAACCCCAAAAUGUGUCUUCUCUGCAGGAGGUGAAUGACUGCUUCUUGGAGCUGUUCCAGUCUUACCUGUACUUCCAGUCUAUGGGCUCCAACGGACUCACCUACCAGGGACUGCUGCCUUUGAAAGAGCUGAAUGUGUGUGAAAUUGAGCAUGGGAAGAGCACUGGGCAGGAGGAUCACGCUUUCCGCAUUGCAGGUCCUCUGCUGACCCCCCUUAUCGUGUUCUGCCCUACUGAGUCAGAGCUGAAGCAGUGGCUUUAUCACCUGGAGAAACAGAUCCAGCUAAACGGAGGCAGACUCGGCUUGCCCUUCCUCUCUCAGAAUGACUGGAAGCAGAGCUCCAUGGGGAAGGAGGAGCUGCGGUGGUCUGUGCAGAACAUGCCUGUCCAGGAGUGGAAAGGGACCCAGCGGGAAUCCCUAGGCGAUGUCCUCUGUGUUUCCAAAGUGAAGCUUCAGCAUCUGCCUUUCCAGGAGCAGCAUGACCGGCUGUUGGUGCUUUACCCAUCCACACUGGUGAUAGUAUCUGAGGAGCACAACAGCCUCUGUUUUAAGGGCGAGCUGCCGCUCAACGCCAUCCAAGUGCUUUUUGAAGAGAACGAGAAAACCUCCUUUUUAAUAGAAGGCCGACUAAUCAAUUCGAUCCGGGUGAUCUGCCGCAGCUAUGAUGAUUACCAGGAGUGGCUCUACUGUCUCAAAACCGCCCAGUUUCGAAACGCCGACUCCUCCCUCUCUGGAUCAGAGGGUUUCUCAGGAUCAAAGCUGCCACACCCUGGCCAGUUUGCCGGCAGCGGGAGAGGGUCGCUCACUUCCGACGGCCGUACAAACUCCUGGGCGUCAGGAGGGAGAGUGGCCACCUUAACACACGUCUCCCAGAACAGCGGCC
Messenger RNA from Phaethon lepturus (White-tailed tropicbird), 1030 nucleotides. It is a transcript of the gene PLEKHN1, whose product is annotated as pleckstrin homology domain containing, family N member 1. The record is from RefSeq and is a predicted model, not a curated record. Lineage: Eukaryota; Metazoa; Chordata; Aves; Phaethontiformes; Phaethontidae. Gene Ontology annotation, molecular function: cardiolipin binding; phosphatidylinositol phosphate binding; phosphatidic acid binding. The transcript is spliced from 9 exons. Gene Ontology annotation, cellular component: cytoskeleton; mitochondrial membrane. Gene Ontology annotation, biological process: 3'-UTR-mediated mRNA destabilization; response to hypoxia; positive regulation of apoptotic process. The annotation marks the transcript as partial.